GGAAGGCAGCCUCUUCACAGAAGUCUAUCAGUGCAUCAGGAUACCGAAACACAGAGUUUGGACUCCUUAGCACUUGCUCUCAGGCAUCGCAUCCUGAGAGUGCUAUACCGGCAGCUGCUGCAAAGUGUUUCCUCCAAGGCCAGCAGCCACGGCUUCCCAGGACCAGAGGCAGCCUCUUGUGAGUGUGGGUUAUGAAGGUGAGGACCCCAGUUGUGAGGAACUGGUGGCCCCUGCCCUGAGCCUGGGGGAGAACUGCCACGUCUUCAUCAGCUACAGCAGUGCUGGCUCCAGCUGGGCCCACAGCUUCAUUGACAGGCCGGAAUUGUCCCGGCCCAUCCUGUGAACCUGCUUCCACCAGCGGGACUUUGUGCUGGGGAGGCCCGUGCUGGAGAACAUGGCAGACUGCAUCCAGUGCAGCCAGAAGGUGCUGUUGGUCCUCAGCAAGGACUUCCUACAGAGCCGCUGGUGCCUCCUGGAAGCCAACCUGUCCCUCUUUAGAGACUCGAGCGCAAACCUGCGCAGCCCGUGCUGCUAGAGCCCUGUGCUGUGCCCCUGCACCUCAGCCACCUCACCUACCUGGAGGCAUGGGACCCCGACUUCUUCAGCAAAGUCCUCAAGGUCCUCUGCACCCCUAACUGUCUCCUGAGCAGCUCCACUGUGGUGCCCUUUCAUCCCCCUUCUGUCUACAAUGGGAAAGUACUGCUGACCCUGAGUUCAGUGGACAUGGAGGAUAUACCAACAUGGAAGACAGGGGAGUUCGGUGACAUGGACAUUCCUGAUCAUCUUCAAAUGGUCACGGAAGAUUCUGAAAACUACAAGAAGGCCAUCAGGCUGAUAAACUUGGUGCCUCCUCCCACAUUUUGCUUCAAAAACCCUUGGGUGCGAGGUGCUUUAAUAUUACUAGUAAUUUCAUUGCAAGUGCCUGUGUUACUUCUUUUGGUCUUUGCCAUCGUGAACACAGAUAUACCGGUAGAAUAUGCUUUCAUAAUAAUAUUUUUAAUGAUCAUAUGGUGUUUUAUGGUGUUCAUCUUAGCUGUAAACACUGCUUACUUGGGAAAGGAGAAGGGGAAGGAGAACCUGAUAGUAAUGAAAAGGCGUGCCGGUGAGGCCAACGCCCUCCUGUUACACGAGAAGCUGCUGAUUGGCUGUGAGUCCAGAACUAAGCUUCACUUUGUCUACAUGUCCCUGGAGGGGUGCCAGGCCACCUUCAGGGAGACCUUUUGGGGGAGCACCCCCCCUGGGGAGAUGAUGCUCCAAACUGCCCUGCUCUGCUUCUCCUCGGGGUAUGCUUGCUGUGUGGCCAGGAAGCAUUUCCCCUUCUCUCUGCCGAUGGGAACCUCCCCGGGACACCUGGAGGGAGGUGUGUGUUUCUGCCAGUACGUGGCCCAGAGAUUAGGACAAGGGAUGUGGGAUUAGUGAGGGAUGAGGGGUCAGAGUAUACAAGGUGCUUACAUUGAAGAAGUUAUUGAGAAUUGUUUAUAAUCUAGACUACGUUAAUUUGUCACAAUAUUAAC
Messenger RNA from Polyodon spathula (Mississippi paddlefish), 1514 nucleotides. RefSeq lists its product as uncharacterized. Lineage: Eukaryota; Metazoa; Chordata; Actinopteri; Acipenseriformes; Polyodontidae. The coding region runs from base 724 to 1416 and encodes 230 amino acids. The record is from RefSeq and is a predicted model, not a curated record. The transcript is spliced from 2 exons.